Cyprinus carpio (common carp) is the source of this 5303-nucleotide messenger RNA. It is a transcript of the gene katnip, whose product is annotated as katanin interacting protein. The transcript has 27 exons. Lineage: Eukaryota; Metazoa; Chordata; Actinopteri; Cypriniformes; Cyprinidae. The record is from RefSeq and is a predicted model, not a curated record. The coding region runs from base 117 to 4814 and encodes 1565 amino acids.
UGCGUUUAGAGAACGUGCUGUGAUUGGUCAGCGUAUCUCCUGGUUACCAGCCCUCGCUGAGCGCGACAACACACAGACGCUCGUGCUGCACACAGAAGGGCGAUUUCAGCUGAGAAAUGUCAUGGACUGAGCUCAGGAGGAGCAGGGGAGGGAAACACUCCUCGGCCGAGGAGAAGCUGGAUGAAUAUUUAAUCAACCUGCAGCACAAAAACAGAGCGUUGAGAAGACUGCAGAGGAAAGACCCUCGCCAGGCAGAGUUGGAGAUUUUGGAGCAGGGCUUCAAUCUGUACAUCAAUGGUGCUCAUGUCAGCGCUGCUAAUGCGCCUCAGAACAGCCGAUCCAGCAGGACACCCAUCCAGCCUUCAGUAGCGGCACAGAGAAACACACACACUGCAGAUUCCUCCAGAGAGAAGUGUGCGGUCGAUCGACAGAAACAGAGGAGCCACACGGCGCCUGAGAAGGCACAGAGACGACGAUGGGUGCAGGAAUCCGUGUACAUCUGCGCUGAGAAAGGGAAAAAAGUGAAGAUUUCAUCAGAGCACAGAUACUCCGAUGACUUUGAGCCGUGCGAGAGUGCAGAUAUGGAGUCUGCUCAUGACGGCAGUAAAGCGUCACGUUCGGUCGCCCUGAGGUCACGCAGCGAGCUGGAGCCUGUCAACAGGGUUCUUCUGAAUGCUGACCAGGUCAAGGCCCUGCGACGCAGCCUGGAGGUGAGCGUCAGACGCAGCAAUCGAGACUCAGCUGGAGAGGAGUCAGAGGAGGAAUGGAUCGAGGAGCAGAUCGAGAGAGAGGAAAGCAGCGACAGUCUCCCUGACCUCACACUUCCUGCCCAACCCACAAGCCAGCCAAUCAGCAAGCAGCUCAGCCAUGGUGACCUCAUCAUGCUGGAAUUCAGCCCUUCCUCGCAAGGUGGGCGAAAGACCGAACACUCUCUCUCAGCUAAAAGAAAGGACAACGUGGAGUCGUACAUCUCUACCAAACCAGUCACCGUCAGGAGAGAGACACAGAGAACAUCUGCUAGCAGACAGGAGAAGUCACGGACGUGCAGUCGUGUAGAGCGCCCCCUGUCUGCGGCUCGUAAGAUGCAGGAGGAGCGAGAUUCAGAGGAAACGGCUGCCGGCGUGUUUCAGGCUCUUCAGAGAGAGAACUCACCGCUGCAAACACACCGCCAGGAGAGGAGCAUGGCCCAACACACGCCGGAGGAGGAAGAUGAUGAUGAUGAUCAGAAUCGGGUUAUCAAAGCUAUGCGGAGGAUCGCUCUCAUGGAACCAAGGCAGCAGAAGUGUUUGUUAAGAGCUCUAGAGAGGAUCGAUGCUGACGAUCAGUCUGAUGUCACGGACAGCAGCAGCUUCUCUCUGACUGAGGUGACGCCCACUUUCUACGUUACCAUGGAGAUCCUGUCAAACUGGGGUCACCCGGGUCAGGUGGGGCUCACAGAGGUUCAGUUCUUCUGUCCACAAAAUCGCAAACUCUACGUGUCUCCGCAUGACCUGGACAUUCGCAACACGGACCAGCCCGGGAAUCUGGCUGCCCUCGUCAACGGAAAAACUAAAACCACAAAAGAGCGUCAUAUGUGGGCUUGUCCGUUCCAUCCACCCGUCCAGCUGUAUUUUAUCAUCAGGAAUGUGGAACGAACUCCGAACUUUAACAUCUCUCGGAUCAAAAUUUGGAAUUAUAACCACAGCCUUAAUGAUCUGGACGUCGGUGCGCGACAUGUUCGCUUGUAUGUGAACAGCACUCUGGUGUUCGAGGGUCAGUUGGAGAAGGGCUGUGGGAACCAGGUCUUUGACUACAGCAGCUCCAUUGAGCUCCAGGAACCACAUCUCCCAGAGUGCACCUCUCCAAGCCCUGUCUCUUCAGGACACAGUCUGCAAGACUGCAGCCCACAUGACCCGGAGCCUCAGGAGUCGAAUGCUGGUGUUUCAGUGGUAGAAACAAGCCAGGACAAAUCUGACCCAGUUAACCCUGGCAGCUGUGCGGCAGAAAUGCAGAGAGACUCUCUAGAGAGAGACGACUCGCCUCCUCUGGACCUCAUGUUACCCGCUGGCCGGCCGGAGGCGAUGAAGACGGUGACCACGCAGCCGUCCUCCAGUCGGAUUCCACAUUGGCUCCAGGCGCCGAAUCGAACCGCAGUGGACGAGGCCGAAGCAUCUCGGGAUCAAGAGCGUCCUCAGUGGCUCCAGUCGCAGAAUACAGCCAAAUCCAAACACUCAGUGCUGCCUGACAUCUCGUGCAACCCCGUGCGCUCCUGCAAAGAGGCCUCCAGCAACAAAGCCCUGCAGAGAACAGCGUCCGGCGAAUUCAGUUCUGAUUCACUGGAUUUGGAUCCUGAUCUGGGACUGAAUUACAGCAUGCGGACAGAGCAAGAACCGCACUCAGAGCAGCACUUGAGCGAUCGGUUGGACCGGGGUUUGGACCUAUGGGAUGAGCGGUUUGAGAGGACAGAGCGGCCCAUCAGUGGCAGGAGAGGUUCAGUGCGGUCUGUAAACAGAACACAACCGGACCGCAGCAGCGACUUCACCUCAACAGAGGAAAGCAGCCCGGCGUCCGUCCGUAACAGGAGACAGAAACCUCACUGGUGUGAACCGGAUGACCCGUUAAUGGAAUCCUGGGACUCGCUGACGAAGUUUAAUCAGUGUCAGCGCGGGCGGAUCUCCAACAUGGGGCUGGAGGGAGAUAUUUUCGACGAGUUUGUUCAGCGCCAGUCCCGUCCGACACCCGUCUCCACCCGACGCCCCUCUGCUCCGGCGCUCCCUGAUUCUGACGACCCCGAAGACGACCCUCGCGACGAGGACUUCGAGAUCCCGGUUCUCCCGCAGGGUCGCCACCUCGUCAUUAACAUCCUGUCCACGUGGGGCGACCGUCACUACGUCGGCCUCAACGGCAUCGAGAUCUUUUCCUCCAGCGGUGAGCCGGUCACACCGGUCCACAUCACGGCCGACCCGCCGGAUAUCAAUAUCCUGCCGGCCUACGGGAAAGACCCGCGCGUCGUUACUAACCUGAUAGACGGAGUACACCGGACGCAGGACGACAUGCACCUCUGGCUGGCCCCGUUCACUCCGGGUCGCAAACACGUCAUCAGCAUGGAUCUGGGUGUGAGAUGCUGCCUGGCGAUGAUCCGAGUCUGGAAUUACAACAAGUCCAGGAUCCACUCGUUCAGAGGAGCGAGAGAAAUGGAAAUGUCUCUUGAUGGUCGUUGUGUCUUCCGAGGGGAGAUCGCCAAAGCUUCUGGAACGCUUUCAGGAGCACUGGAUCAGUUUGGCGAUACUAUCCUGUUCACCACGGAUGAUGAGAUCCUGGAGGCCAUGGCGCGGUAUGAUGACACGUUCGGGAGUGAGAUGGAGAUGUGCGGGUCGGGCGUGGAGGAAGAGGAGCUGCAGCGGCCGCGGACGGCUGACGGUGAAGGAGAGGAGAGACCGUUCACACAGGCCGCGUUCAGGAAGGAGGACACACACACUCGUAUGGAUGUGGACCACAUCGCUGCAGCUGAACUGUGUGCUGAUACUGGAGAGGAAACAACAGGCCUCUAUACUGGCAGUAUUCUGCAGCUGAAUCUGCUGUCGUCGUGGGGGGACCCUCACUUUGUGGGUUUGACGGGGUUCGAGGUCGUCGGUAAGGGCGGUGAGAGUAUUCCUGUUGAUGUCUCUAUGGCAACAGCGUCACCUCGUGACCUCAACGACCUCCCCGAGUACAGCAACGACCUUCGAACUCUGGACAAGUUGUUUGAUGGGAUGAACAUCACCACAGAUGAUAAACACAUGUGGCUGAUUCCCUUCACGUCCGCUUCUGAUCACACACUCACUGUACGCUUCGGCCGGCCGCAGACGAUCGCCGGAUUCAGAAUAUGGAACUACAACAAAUCGCCUGAAGACUCUUACAGAGGGGUGAGAGUGAAAUCUGGGCUCUUUGUGCAUGUGUUCCUGGACGGCGUGUGUAUUUCUCCAGUCGGGGGGUUUCUCAUUCGCAAGGGUCCGGGGAAUUGCCACUUUGACUUCGCUCAGGAGAUUCUGUUCAUAGACUACCUACAGUCCACCCAUAACAGAUCACUCACUACAACCAGCAAAAACACAGAGGACACACACGCGCACUGGGGUGGGAACCGGAGAGAUGAGCUGGCCAGUAUGGACUAUGAGGCUCCGUUGAUGCCAUGCGGAUUUAUCUUCCAGCUGCAGUUGUUGACGACGUGGGGCGACCCGUACUACAUCGGCCUUAAUGGACUGGAGUUCUAUGACCAGAAUGACCAGAAGAUCCCACUCAGUGACAACAACAUCGCUGCGUUCCCUGACAGCGUGAAUGUGUUAGAGAGCGUGUGUGGUGACGUCCGCACACCUGAUAAACUGAUAGAUGGGGUCAAUAACACACAUGACGGGCAACACAUGUGGCUCGCACCGGUGCUACCUGGACUGGUGAACCGUGUCUAUGUCAUCUUUGACCAGCCAAUGACAGUCUCCACGAUUAAAUUGUGGAACUAUUCCAAAACACCUCAGCGAGGAGUCAAGGAAUUUGGGCUCCUAGUCGAUGACCUGUUAGUGUAUAACGGGGUUUUAGAGUGUGUGAAGAACGUUUCCCGAGGAAUUCUGCCAACCUUGGAUCCUGUCGUUCCUUAUCACACCAUAGUGUUCACAGUGAACACGCAGAUCACACACCGAGAGAAGAGCACUAUUAUCAGCAACCAUGUGGAGGACCAGGAUGUGAAAUUGACCAAUGAGAAACAAAUUAUUCACCAGCACAAGAAGAAACAGACAGCGGACCCAGCUCUGCGGCCUAAAACCUGCAUGACGGAUGUACGGAAACACGGAAAGCAGCCAUACUGAGAGAAGAUGGCAGGGGUCAGGGAUUUUGAAAACAGGUUUUUUUUUCUUUUUCCCCUUUGGGAAUAUUUGGAAAACUCGGUAACCUCAACACACACACACACACACUCAAACUGUAUGAUAAAGCUGUAUAUUUGUUUUUGCUAUGAGGUUGUUGUAUUAUAUAUUUUAGUUUUUUUUUUUAUUAUUAUAAGUAAGUGUCCUUUGACCAUGUCAUGUGAUUCUGGAUGGAAGUUAUUGCAUAAUAACAUGCACACCAGUACAUUUCUUGUUUUCAUGUCCGGUUCACUUGUGAUAAUCAGAGUUUGUAGCUUGUAUGUCCUGCAGCCAUAUAUAAACAGUCUAAUUGUCCAAUAUAUUAGUAACAUGAAGUGUUUACAAUAUUUCAGAUUUACACCGUUUCUAAGUCUUUCACUGUCCUUUCAAAACACUUUUACAAAUAUUAUGCAAAUACUGCCAGUUUACCUCAUAUUAAAGCCACUGUAAUUAUUA